Molecule: messenger RNA, 3377 nt
Organism: Wyeomyia smithii (pitcher-plant mosquito)
Lineage: Eukaryota; Metazoa; Arthropoda; Insecta; Diptera; Culicidae
Gene: Grip128
Product: gamma-tubulin complex component 5
Exons: 3
Coding region: 165-3272 (1035 amino acids)
Biological process (GO): mitotic cell cycle; cytoplasmic microtubule organization; microtubule nucleation
Cellular component (GO): spindle pole; gamma-tubulin complex; equatorial microtubule organizing center
Molecular function (GO): microtubule minus-end binding; gamma-tubulin binding
Source: RefSeq, a predicted model, not a curated record
AAGCGGUAUGUUGUUUCAAUAACACCAAGGUUUUAUUUCUCGCUCGAGUUGACAUAUACAAGUCGUUUCUGUCGGAUAUAUUUACUGAUCGCAGGUUAAAAUUUUACUGCAGAGCAAGUUUUUCAACAGUUUAAUAAUAUUAAUUUCAACUUAAAAUAACGGAAAUGUCACAUGUUUUGGAUGAGCGCGAGGAUUUCAUUAUGCAAGGUUUAGCGGAGCUCAUCAAAUCACUCACCGGGUUUGAAGAAUCCGAUGAAAACUUUGUUCUCUGUCAAAAUUUUGCUCUUGCAACAAUUCGAAGUCAUCGGUUUCUGUCCGUCAACAGCCAUGAAAUUCGCCGUAAAGCUGAUGGACUAGUUGAAAACUUACGCAUAUCGAAUAUGGAUAGGCAGGCUGGUCAGUUUCUAGAGGCCUACGAACAAUUUACAACGGAUUCAGUGUGCUUAGAACAUGAUGAACACGGUAUUCAAUGGUCAGUUCUGCUAUUUCUAAUGAGCGUUGCACAUAAUCCGAUUGGUGCAUUGAAGGAUCGCAUAAGACGAGGCUCUCCGGUCGGCAUGUUGCAGAUAUCUGUUCCAUCUACUAAGCAUACUCUGGAUCAAGAUGAAAAAGAAAAACUGCUCAAGGAGCUACGUGCCGAUAACUUGGAUGUCGUACCCAGAUGUACGGAAGAUAAUGAUUCUGACUUAAGUGAGUGGUCUGAUUCUGAGGAUGAAGGAGAUCGUAAACAGGUGGUGCUUGUAGAACCCUUGCAGUUGACUAAUAAAACAGAGUCUGAAAAAGAGGUAGUAAUAUUUACUCGGGUAGAUCCUCCAAAACGUGAUCAAGGAUAUGAGCAAUUUAACGGAACCAAAUCAGAACAGUGGUUGCAGGAUAACAUUCAAUCGUGUUGGUGGAAGAAUCCGAAAUCUAAGGCAGAAGUUAACAGCAUCCACGAAGGAGCAUCCUUCUGUGACUAUUGGAAUAGGACCAUCUUGAAAGCUUCCCAUAGCUUUAUCAAACCGGAUCCUGUUUCGACGGUGCCCGAAUACUGUCUAGUGCGGGAGAUUUUCUGGAUGUUUAUCAAUCCAACUGAUUGCAAAUUUUUCCGCAUUGAUGACGAUCAAAUUUGGAUUAAUCCCAACGUAUCGUUAUCUAGUGCAACUGAGCGCGGUUUGCAUACGUUUUUGUUGAAUUUCACCGAACACAUGACCAUUGUUUAUAGACUGCGUAAUUUUUGUCAUAAGGUGUCGGAAGCUACUAACAAUCCCAUUCCAGCACCCUACAGUUUCGAGUGUUAUGCUUCAGCGAUUAGAAACUUUCUUGAACACUUGGAAGCAGUCAUUGUCAAACUUGAGAAAGACGUCAUUGCUCAGCAGCCAGAUCGAAUAUUUACCGUAAUUACCCUAUUUCAUGAGCUGGAUUCAGAGUUUCAACUGUUAAAAAAUUUAUACGAUAUCCAUCGUUUUUCCGUGCUGGAUUGGACGAAAUUUCCAGCACAUAUUGCUGUGGCUCAUUUAUUGUCGGGAUUGUUCAGAAGUGUGAAGUUGAGUGGAAAUUUAGAAAAGACCAAUCUUGCCUUUGCCCUGUUGUUAUCGACAUUGAAAGGCUACAUGAACAUCAUCGAUACCUGGUGGACUGAAGGUCGGUUGGACGAUUGGAGAGAAGAAUUUCUAGUAGAGAGAACAUAUGCUACUGAAGACCACGCUGGUACUGGUUAUCGAGCUCGCUUGUUUUCAAAAUGCAAGAAACGUUCCUUUUACGUUAGCUCGGCGAUUUCAGAAGUUAUUGAAAAUGAUGCUAUAAUUCAACUAUUGAUGCACCACUCUCUGGAAGCUGGCUAUACCUUGAACAUACUGACUGGGCUAGAUAGACUAAGUGAUUUGAGAAGUGGUUGUGAAUCGGUAGAUGAGAGCAUGGUGUAUGUUGGCUUCUUGGAGGCUAUCGUCGAAGUAUUAGAAGGAUUCAGGACCACUGACGGUGAGAUUAUGGAUAGUAUAGUUGGUGAUAGAAGUCGUAUGGAAACCUUGAAAGAAGAAACUGUUUGUACAACGAAACUGCAAAACCUGCAAAAUCAAAUGAAAGAGAUCUGUGACGAUGAAUUAUUCAUGAUGGCCCUGGACAGUUCUCUACGCCUUGCAUGCGGAACUGUCAACGACGCACAUCCAGAACUGUUGUCCAAUGGUUCUAUCAACUGUAUAACUAAUGCAUACUCCCUCCAUACAAGGUUGAACUCAAUCUCUAGAAACCUUAUGUUACCAUUAGAGAAUGUACUGUUUAGUGCCAUUAAGAAUCUAAUGGAAACCAAACGUCAAGCGGCUAAUCAUUUUGUGACUACUAUCUACAAGCAAGAGUUUCUCGUGUUAAACCAUUUGAAGAACAUUCGAAAAGUAUUGUUGUUGGAGGCCAGCGAUUUAAUGUAUUAUUUUUAUAGCGAUUUAUUCCGUCGAAUCGAAGCAGGAGAGAGUUGGGCUAAUCCAUAUUUGCUGACGAUUCAAUUGAAUGAUAUUUUGUCAUCGCGAUUCACAGAUAUGACUUCUUUAUUUACGAUCGAAAUCGUAUCAGAGUACAAAUCUGAGUCUACAACAGCUGUGUUAGAUGCUAUCGACCAGAUCCGAGUUUUAUACAAUCCAAGCAAUGAUCUUAGUAACAUGAUUAACGACAAAACUAUGGAAAGCUACAAUUGUGUAUUUCGCUUUUUACUAAAGAUCAAGUGGGCACUCUGUACAUUGGAAUCGCUUCGAUAUCCGGAGUGCUACAAACGACGUCCACCCUAUGAAGAACCUUGUGUGUUAGAUUUGAACCUCAAGCGACUGGCAAUGCUUAAAUUCUGGAUGAUUUUUACUGUCCAGUGCAUUCACUCACAUCUGAUGACACAUGUGCUACAGUCCCUUGGAAUGCAAUUGGACAAACGACUUGAACUUGCCGACAAUCUCAAUGACAUGAUUGUCAUUCAUCAGUCUUAUAUCAGUACUAUAUAUGAGCACAGCUUUCAACGUGAUGAAAGCAAAUUGUUUCUCGAGGGUGUCUUACGGCUGCUGAAUCUUGUGCACAUUGUACGUGAUGAAUGGAACAGUAAUGUGCUCUACUCAGAAAUGGACGCUCGCGGAGACAUUGAAGAUAAUAGCAUGAUCGGUGACUUUAUUAGUAACGCACAGGUUGGAAUGUUGGAAAAAACCUACUGUAAAUGUCACCAGCAACUAGCAGAGUUACUUAACCGAGAGGUGUACACGAAGCAUAAAGCAUAUCUCGCCGCGCUGUCUGAUGCGUUCAGCUACAACGUUCCUUACUAAAUAUUUGACACCCCACAGUUGUUAAAAAGAAUAUUUAUUGUUACACGACACACAUUUGUAAUACACUCAAUAUUGUAAGCUCCGCUUCGUUCCGAUAUCGUCUAA